This is a messenger RNA of Sceloporus undulatus (fence lizard), 1131 nucleotides long. RefSeq names its product NADH:ubiquinone oxidoreductase subunit B11 (gene NDUFB11). The coding region runs from base 35 to 508 and encodes 157 amino acids. The record is from RefSeq and is a predicted model, not a curated record. NCBI's taxonomy places the organism in Eukaryota, Metazoa, Chordata, Lepidosauria, Squamata, Phrynosomatidae. The transcript is spliced from 3 exons.
GGGGGCGGGACUUCCGGCGGCAGAGCUGACCACCAUGGCGGCGGCCUUGAGGAGGCUAGGCGGCCUGCAGAGGUGGAUGUGUUUAGCCAGGCCUAGCGGGGCACGCGGCGUCUCCUCAGGGGAGAGGGUUCGCUCUUCGGCUUCCGUCCAGGUGCCCUCGGUCCCUGCUCCGUCCCAGGUGGCCCCCAGGCCCCUCCCCCAGAGGGAGCAGCAGGAGGACGACGAAGAGACACCCAUGUUCAUCAAGAAUCCAGAUUACCAUGGCUUCGACCCAGAUCCUGUCGUCGAUCUGUGGAAUAUGCGCAUUGCCUUCUUCUUUGGUGUCUCUGUUGUUAUCGUCUUGGGCGCCACCUUUUUACAUUAUCUGCCAGAUCAUGGGAUGCGGAUUUGGGCUCGUCGAGAAGCUGAACGAAAAGUGAAGGAACGAGAGGCAUUGGGGCUGCCUGUCCUUGACUCCAAUUACUAUGACCCCAGCAAGAUUGUGCUGCCCCUCGAGGAUGAGGAAUAAGCACCUCGAUGUCUGUCUGUAUGCUGAGAAUAAACCUCCGAGAUCACCUGUCCUAGCUGCCAACCUCACUCUCUUGUCAGUGGGGCUCGGGAGGGAAAAGCUCAGCCAUCCAGAAGCAGUGGUAUUUUUAAACAGUGUGAAAUAGGCCAGGCCAGGCCACCCCUGGGAGGUUCUGCUUCAGGGGCUGCUGCCUUUCCCACUUACACCUGCUGCUCGCAGCAAUUGCAGGUGUCCCAGCUGCUGCACUGCUGCAGGAAUGGCCCCCAUGCUUGGUGUUCUGAGGAAAGCAUGGCAACCAGCCCUGGGAUGCUGGCAAAAGCCACAUGAAGCCAAGAAGGUAACCUGUAUACAAACGGGAGAGAGGAAGAAGUAAAAGAGCAGCAGCUUUGGGAAGUGUCGCUCUUAGUAUCAAGAAGUAAAAUGGAAAUUGUUUCAGUCUCCACCAGGCUUUUUCCUUAGCCUUGUUGAGGGCCUUGUAAAAUGUGGCAGCCCCCUCCACUCCUGGCGAAAACCAGGCCCUGAGCAGAUGGUACUGCCCAGGGGCCUUGGGAUGGAUUGCUAUAUUUAUCUUGGUGUGACUGUGCAUUCUUACAUGGUAUAAACUCCUUCCUUUUUAUCUCUCA